This is a messenger RNA of Dovyalis caffra, 270 nucleotides long. NCBI's taxonomy places the organism in Eukaryota, Viridiplantae, Streptophyta, Magnoliopsida, Malpighiales, Salicaceae. The record is from the annotation of a GenBank genome assembly.
AUGGUACCAGAGGAUCCUCUUCAAGUUCAGGCCAUUAAGCCUCGCCCAUUUGACAGCAGUUCUUACACGAAGGCUGCCCACAUCUUAAGCAAUUUGGAGAUCAACAAAGGUAGUGCUGCCCAGUCUCUUUUCAAGAACUCUGACUUCUUCAGGAAGGGAGAGGUUGGUGAUUGGAAGAAUUAUCUUACAACGGAGAUGGCUGCAGCUUUAGAUCAUAAAAUCAAGGAAAAGCUACACGAUUCUGGAUUGACCUUCACAAUGCCACUGUAA